Molecule: messenger RNA, 1402 nt
Organism: Leptopilina boulardi
Lineage: Eukaryota; Metazoa; Arthropoda; Insecta; Hymenoptera; Figitidae
Exons: 3
Coding region: 4-1059 (351 amino acids)
Cellular component (GO): extracellular matrix
Source: RefSeq, a predicted model, not a curated record
AGGAUGGGGAGCAUUCUCUUUUUCGCCGCGUGCCCAUCCGCAAAGGCCUUCUUCCACCUUGUGUAUAUAAAAAGGAAGGAACCACGUGCGUUCAAUCAAAUCUUUUUGUCUAUCCGCGGAAGAAACAUGAAGGUUCUCAUCUUUUUAUCACUAGUAGCAUUGGCUGUUGGAAGUUUGGAACCUUCGGGUUAUCAACCACCAGGUUCUUCAUCUCUUUCGUCUCGUUAUUUACCGCCAAAUGAAUUGCGACCACCUAUUGCGGUUCCAUCGUCCCAAUACUUGCCAUCAUCAUCAUCAUCAUCAUCAGCUAAUCGGUACACGAAUUCUCAAAAUGUAAUUCCAACCAGUCAGUAUUUGCCACCGUCGCCAUCGGAGCGACAAAAUUCCGCUCCAUCUCUUCUUCCAGCAUCCACUUAUCUUCCCAGCAAUCGUCAAAGUGUCGUCAUUCCAACUCUUCCAUCUGCAAAUUACCUGCCAGCGGUAGUAAAUCGACAAACAACCUCUCCAUUUUCACCGACAAUGAGCCCCUUUUCUCCCAGUACGACACGAAUAAGUCAAAGUUUAACUCAUGGAGUUGUUGGUACACCUUCAAACGUCUACUUACCGGGUGAUCGCAUCACUCGUUUUGGCCAAGGUGGUUCAUCCUCAUCGUCAUCGUCGUCCUUUGGAAAAUCCUUUGCAUCAGGAUCAAUUCCUUCUUUGACAACAUCGCCAUUGGCAAAAGCGCCUUCAUCCCAAUAUCUUCCAUCAAAUCAAUUUGGGAAUUCGCAAAAUUUUGGUUAUGAUUAUAAUGCCAUUGAAGUGACGACUCCGGCAAAAUACGAUUUCGAAUAUUCCGUUAACGAUGGAUACGGAAACGACUUUGGCCACAAAGAAAAACGUAGUGGUGAUUCAACUGAAGGUGUCUAUUCUGUUCUUUUACCUGAUGGGCGAAAGCAAAUAGUGUCCUACUCGGCAGGACCAAACGGCUUCCGGCCAAGAAUCUCUUAUGAGACAGGAUUUGCGAGGUCAGGAUCCACAGAGUACGACCUUAAUGCCAACAUCGAAGGACCGUACUAACCUUAAAAUAAAGAAAAAUCACGAAAAUAACAGUUCUUUUAAGGAGUAACCGCAUUUACCGUCUUUUUUUUUCUUUUAUUUUAAGUGGCCAUUGUGACUUAAAGAAAACGUGAAACAAUGUUUUAACUGAAUUUGUAGUAAAGUGAAAAUUUAUUGAUUUUUUUUUUUUACUAUUGAAUGUUCAGUGAUUUUUUUUUUUUAUUGAAAAUUCGUAAAUUUUUUAUAUGGAAAUAUAAAAUUUAUAUUUUAUAAGUUUUAUAUUAUUCUUAGUUUGAAUUUUAUAUUUGAAAUUAAUUUCAUUAUUAAUGAGAUUAAACUUGUUAUUGAGAUUAAUUUUCAUUAU